This is a messenger RNA of Pimephales promelas (fathead minnow), 779 nucleotides long. It is a transcript of the gene rec114, whose product is annotated as REC114 meiotic recombination protein. The record is from RefSeq and is a predicted model, not a curated record. NCBI's taxonomy places the organism in Eukaryota, Metazoa, Chordata, Actinopteri, Cypriniformes, Leuciscidae.
AUGGAAAGUGACCCUUCAACCAAAGAGCAGUCGCAAGACACGACAAUUUCCAAAACUGUUUGGAAACUGCGACGUUACGGUCGGUUUCUGCCCAAAGAAAAGGGAAAAUCCAGGUCCUCAGGAAGCAACUGCGCGUGGAAGAUUUUCGAGUCCAGUGAAAGCGCCGGUCAGCUGGAGCUGAAUAUUCUGGGCUCUGGUCAUCUGCUAGUAUCUCAAGGCCAGGAACUCUUGGAGGGUUUUUCUUUGCUCAAUGCACAGAGCUUCCUGAAGAUCCAGCAUAAAUCAGACAGUCUGCUGUUCAACAUUACAUUAAAGGGAGAGAGCCGGUUGCUUAGGCUGCAGUUUGAGGGCACUAGUCGAGCAGAAGCUGCAGGUUUCUGUGGGAAAGCUGUGGAGAAACUGCGGGAUUACGUUCCGGUCCAGGAGCAUCUGAUCAAUCCUGCAUCUGCAACAUCCAACCCUGAGGAGCCUGGGACAUCUACACCACAGCAGCAGCAGCAGGCCCCUGAAGAUGCGCCACAGGAGGCCCCUGUCGUUGCCAUGGGAGCGCUGUCAAUCAAACACCUUUCUCAGUUCUUUCUGGGCGAGUGUGAGCUGCCGCUGCCGAUGGCGUAUCAUCAGAGCAUGCUGCCCUCUGGAGGCCUGGAGGCAUUACUGCGCCUCUGUCUGCUGGAUGCUGGCUUUCCUGCUUUUGUUGAGGAAGUCGAGAAGAAGCUAAAGGAGCUAACGCAAGAAUGAGGUAGAGCAGAGCUAAAAACAUUAUUAAAAACAUUACUAUA